This is a messenger RNA of Exserohilum turcica Et28A, 935 nucleotides long. RefSeq lists its product as uncharacterized. Gene Ontology annotation, biological process: mitochondrial translation. Lineage: Eukaryota; Fungi; Ascomycota; Dothideomycetes; Pleosporales; Pleosporaceae. Gene Ontology annotation, molecular function: structural constituent of ribosome. The record is from RefSeq and is a predicted model, not a curated record. Bases 130 to 798 code for a protein of 222 amino acids. Gene Ontology annotation, cellular component: ribosome; mitochondrial large ribosomal subunit. The transcript has 2 exons.
ACCCACUCGACCUUACAACGCGCAUUGCACUUCGCCCCCGCUGGUGCAGCGCUUCGCAGUGGCACUCAGUGUUUCUGCGAAUCCGAUUUGCUUUCCAGAUCAUCUCACGUUGCAUCGCAAUCCGUCGCCAUGGAGUCUAUAUACAUCUCGCAGAAGCUGGUCACGUUUGGCACCAAGAAGGUGUAUCUUCCCAGAUUCAUAGUCGCGCUGGUGCGGACACCUAGAUUGUCGCCAUACCAUGCGCGCUUCGUGGUGCCGCUCCACUUUUCAAAAUACGACAUCCGCGAUUACCUCUACCAUGCGUACAACGUCAAGGUGUACAACGUCCGGGCACAUGUAAAGCAAAUGCCGGUGCGGGAUACGCGCGAACAGCCACGGCGUUGGUUCCGCCCUGAAUCGAUCAAAUACAUGACGGUGGAGAUGGAGCAGCCGUUUGUGUGGCCCGAGGUGCCGGACCUGGAGCCAUGGGGUGACGAACAGAGAAAAGCUGAGCUUGCUGACGCGGAAAAGAUGGCUAUUGAAAGGGAGAAGCGGCAGAAUCGGGUGACGCGGGGUACGGCGAGGGAACUGCGAGAGCAGGUGAAGAAGUUACUGUACAAAGAUGUAGCGCGGCCAGGGCAGGCGGCUGAAAGGCAGCAACUGCUUGAUGAGACAAUCACAGAAGAACUAGAGGCAGAGCAGGCAGAGAGAGAAGCGAGGAUGCUGCAGCGCAUGUCAAGACUGCAGCUGUGGGAGAGGGAGAGGACAGGCAAGGUGGUGGAAAGCGACAAGCGCAAGCACUAUGCGAUCAAGGCAUGAUUGAAUUGAGCGCUAUGUAUAUAUGCUUGUACCAUAGGUUUUGGGGAAUGGGGUAUGAAUACUGUAACACGAAAGAUGGCUAUGUAGCUGGAUUACGCUGUGCAGCAUGUGCGGUGCGUAUUGCCAAGGUACACAGG